Messenger RNA from Elgaria multicarinata webbii, 2937 nucleotides. It is a transcript of the gene TAGAP, whose product is annotated as T cell activation RhoGTPase activating protein. Bases 179 to 2320 code for a protein of 713 amino acids. The record is from RefSeq and is a predicted model, not a curated record. Lineage: Eukaryota; Metazoa; Chordata; Lepidosauria; Squamata; Anguidae. The transcript has 10 exons. Gene Ontology annotation, biological process: regulation of Rho protein signal transduction; signal transduction. Gene Ontology annotation, molecular function: GTPase activator activity.
CAUCACAUGUGGUGCUGAUGCUCUCUCCAGCAGAUCUGUCUCAGCAGAGCGUCAUGCUGGUUCUCUUUUUCUCUGCAGUUCGCUCGAGGUGAAAGAACUCUGGCUGGAUACCCUUCUCUGGCAAACAAGAGAAAUCAAAGGAGCCAAAAUCACAAAAGUUGCAUCAACUAAAUUCCUGAUGAAGGUGCUAAGCAGCUGCAAUGCACCCAAAACCUUAAAUGCAAGUGAUAUGGAGACUUUGAUUGCAUGCCCAUCAGAGGUUGACAUCAAGAAAUACCACUUGUUCAUGCCAUGCGAUAGUGACGAUGGGCUAUGUCAUCUAAUUGAUAGUAAUAAGAAAAGAAAGAAAGUAAUAUCUUGGCCAUUUAUGCUGAGACGAGUCACCACUGGAUCAGAGACUCUGGGACACCUAGAACCCGACUUAAAGCCUUCUCUGUUUGAUCAGCCAUUGUCAAUUGUUUGUACUGAGGAUGAUAUGCUUCCCAAACCAAUACAGGAUAUCCUUACAAUACUUUUCCUGAAAGGACCUUUCACUGAAGGAAUAUUCCGGAAAGCUGCCAAUGAGAAAGCACGCAAGGAGCUGAAGGAAGAGUUAAACUGUGGAGGAAAAGUCAUGUUUGAAAAUGAACCUGUGCAUCUCCUAGCGGUGGUUUUUAAGGAUUUUCUCCGAAACAUUCCCCAUAAAUUGUUGCUGUCUGAGCUUUAUGAUGAGUGGAUGACUGCACUGGAGAAGACAACCCAUCAUGAAAGAACUGAAGCAAUAAAAGAGGUUUCAGGCAAACUACCAAAACCAAAUCUUAUUUUGCUCAAGCAUUUGCUCCAUGUGCUUCACUGCAUUAGUGAAAGCUCAGAGAUCAACAAAAUGGAUUCUAGCAAUCUUGCAAUCUGUUUUGGGCCAACCAUGCUGACUCCGAAUUGUGACCAAAGCCUGCCACUUGAAGUCCAGAAAGAGCUGACAGAUAAGGUGAAGACAUUGGUGGAAUUCCUCAUUGAUAACUGUUACGAUAUAUUUGGGGAAGAAAUCUAUGCACUAUUCAGUAUCUCUGCUGACAAUUCCCUGGACAGGACAGAAAUGCUGUCCGCAAGCCCACCACAUGAUUCUGCCUAUGACAGCACUGAACUUGAAGGAGAAUGCAAUUCCGGUGAUCUCCAGCCUAAUGAUCUAUCACAAGCCAGUGGGGCAGCCAGUAGGCCAAGCAGUACAGAGUUCUGCCCCCAACAGCCACUAGCCCAGACCCUCUCUCUCUCUUCGCUGACUCGCUUAAAACAAUCCAUAAGCAAAUUGGAUAGGAGGUUCUCUGAACCAGACAUGUUCUCUCCUAAGGGCUGCCAGAAAGGCCAAAUGAGAAGCCAGAAGCUCACCAAAAGUGAGGAGAACUUUAGACAACAAGAGGAAGCGGGGUUGAAGUGUCAAGAGCUGGGAAUACAAAUGGAAGGAAAAGCUUAUCUUUCAGGCCUCUAUAGGAACAAAAAGCCACCAAACCAAACUAUCAAACUGUCCAGCAGUUCCUUGCCCAGAACCUCCUCCAGCAAUUCACUAGACAGUGCCUCCUCAAUCUCAGACUGUUCUGUCUUCUCCAGCUCACCACUGCCAUCACCUUUGAAGAGAAAUUUCUUACCUCGGCCACAGUCUUUUUCUACCAAAACUUCAGAUGGGAGUAACACGUCCAUCCGAGAACUCAAGAAGCACUCCAUGUCAUUUUCUGUGGCGAUGUGCAAGAAGGUGCUUGCGAAGAGCCAGAGUUGCAACGUGGGAGACUUUCAAAGGGACAAUUUCAAAGGGGACUCCAAGAAAGAGAGACAUCUUUCCUGCCGAAUAGUUCAGGCAACUUGUGCGGAUAACCACAAGCCAGCACUGGUGGGGUGUCACCCAAGGUCCCGUUUCUUGUCAGCAGAUGAGGUGUUUCGCCUUGUGGAUAAAAAAAAUCCUGGAAAGCCUCCAUCCUAUGAAGAGGCUACCAAAAACUGUUCCGUUUGUAGACUUCCUUCAUAUGGGAACUUAACCAUUCAAAAUAUGAGGCCCACUGUGCUGCCUCCAGACUCUGAGCCUCAACGUCCCAGGCUCAGUAGAGAGGCCAGAAACAAAGCACAUAAGGACCUUUUUAAUGACAGGGUCUCUGUGAAUGGAGAUUUGAAGGACAAAGCUGUUGAUGUUGUUAUUGGGAUACAUUCCCGGGCAAAUUUGCCUCUGACCCCUCAAGUCUACCGCCUUAGGACCAUGUCUGGGUCUUAUCAAAAGAACAAACAAGAAUAUCUGAUGCGGCGGUGCAGUCAGCCAUCCUUUGACCACAUACAGUGUGCAAAGGAGUCCUAUGUUUAACAUCUCUGUCCUGUUUCAACACAAUGGCAUGAAAGCAAGUCUUUUGCCCAACAUUGCUGCACCUAAUAUAUGCUCUCCUGUCUCCGCUUUUCCUAAAAAGAUGUCAUUUGCGCAGCAUCAUAUGGAAUGGGUGUUGCUCUUCUAUACCGCAUGUAGAUCUUGUACAUAAUGGAUAUAUCUAUGGUUAUCGAUGUUCAUAAACUUUAAAAGCACACUUUUCAAGCUGAGCAAGAGGAUUGGUGGUUUUAUCCCUCUUGUUCUUAUAUAAGUUUUACAUCGUGUGAUUUAUUUCUUCCCCGUUAAAAAUAUAGACAGAAGUUCAGUACCCACAGAAUUAGAGAAGCUGAAGGUGGCAGGGGGUUGGGGGUUGGGAAUGCUGUAGAGCCCAUCUCAACCCUAUGACAAAGCAAAAUUAUUCUUUGCAACAUACCUGGCUCUACUAGCUUGUCUGGUUUUGUAUUACUCAAGUGAUACCAUUUCCAACAUUUCCUCUUUAGUUGUUAUUUCCUGCUGAAAUAAACCUCAAUCUUAUGAAACGAUCCCUGCCAAAAGAUGUAGGAUCCACUUUCUAUUUCUUUGAAACCUUGAACAGUCCUAGUUGAUUAGCUACCCUCAUC